Molecule: messenger RNA, 636 nt
Organism: Acanthamoeba castellanii str. Neff
Lineage: Eukaryota; Discosea; Longamoebia; Acanthamoebidae
Exons: 2
Coding region: 1-636 (211 amino acids)
Source: RefSeq, a predicted model, not a curated record
AUGUGCGACCACCUCCAGUUCGCGCGCAACACCAAGUGUCGCCGGUGCGGCGCGGCGAAGCCCACGCCCGAGGCGGCGCGCGAGUACAAGGCUCGCAAGCGCGCCGAGGCCCAGGCCGCCGAAGCAGCCCGGCAGGCGCGUGAGGCCCAGAUCCAGGCCGAGAUCAAGCGAAAGGCCGAAGAGAUGGCGGCGCACGAGCGGAGGCUGACGGCCGCCCGGCUGCCGCCGGAGCUGGUGGAGGCCAUCGGGCGGUGGGCCACGGCGCGCCAGGCCUGCUGGGCGUCAAGCCGGCUGGCCUGGUUCAAGUCGCAGGCGCGAGCCAACCCCGCCGACGACGGCUCCACCGCAAGGGUGCGGGUGACGACCUACGACGCCGACCCCUACGGCGACAAGCCGUGGCCGGAGGACAUGCGGGGCUACACGCUCACUUACCACCACUCGCGGCGCAAGCCGGACCAGGCCGCCGACGACCCAUUCACCAUCGGCUGGUGGGAGACGCACGGGUAUACUCAUACGAACGGGUUCAAGGAGUACUGGACGGAGGCGAAGUUCCUGGCGAGGGCGAGCUACGACGCAGAGUGGAAGCGGUGGCUGAGCAGCAGCGACAUCUCCGCCUUCAGAAACCUCAAGGACUAG